Molecule: messenger RNA, 5206 nt
Organism: Synchiropus splendidus (mandarinfish)
Lineage: Eukaryota; Metazoa; Chordata; Actinopteri; Syngnathiformes; Callionymidae
Exons: 12
Coding region: 2548-4881 (777 amino acids)
Source: RefSeq, a predicted model, not a curated record
GUUGUCUACUGCGGAUAGCUUCGAAACUCCUUACGAAGACGAUAAUGAUUUCAUAACAUGCACCGUGUGUGAAAAGUCCAUCAAAGGGAACUCGCUGUACAAGAUACACUUGACAACUACCAGUCAUUUGAAGAGAGAGGAUGAGCUUGUUGCACAAGGUAAGUAGUAUGACCUACACCUGGGCCCCGUUUUUAACUGUCGAUUUAAUUUCAAAGUUGCAUCACUCUGAGUACUUCCUCUGAAUGGAAGGCAUUUGGAAAUCGACUAAACCUUUAGGGAGGCCCCUCCGGUCAGAUCUGAAUGUUAUAUUUCAGACUUAAAGGUAGGUAUUGGCUGUAUGCUCUUAAAGCGUCAUGUGACAUCCACUUGCGCCGCUGUCCCUCUGUCAGUCAGACCGUGACCAGUACCAUAUUGACCACGGUCGUGUAGAUUGUCCCUUCUGCCCUUACAUAGAGACCAACUGAGGGUUAUUGUGUGCUGUAUAUGCUGGCCAUGAAUAUCGUGGUCAACUAGCCACACAAGUGGUCAUUUGGGCCAGCACUGGAAUCGUCUUGUUACUCUCUGAUUUUGGAGUAACUCAUUGACGUGUUCCUUAAGAUGUUGGCCUAAUCUUUGAACAAUGGACUAGGGCUGCAACAGACUGUCUUCAUGACAAGUCCACCAGUUGACAUACGACGUGUAUUGAUUGACAAACAUGCCGACACGUCUGAUUGUAGUGCUGUGAAUAGUUAUUUAAAAAAGGCAAACUUGGAUGUAGAUUGUUAUAUACACUAGUGUUUUCGAACUGUACUUCUGUACUUAUUGUCUCAUAAUAUGGUUUGGCAAAUAUUUGCCAAAUAUAUAUAUUUGGCAAAUGGUGCCUCUCACUUUAGUCUCUGAUGUUCAUUGUUAAAUGUUCCCAUACUCCUUUUGACUUAUGGGUCACAAUUCUCGUGGAUCCCCGUUUCCCCUCUUACUGCGCAUUGUGCUCGCUUGUGGUGAAGAGAGCGAUGACAUCAUGAUGCGUUGACGCAUGACAGUUUCUCAAUUAAUAGUUGUAGUAAACUUGUCAACUCUCCCUACAAUGGACCAAACAUUUUUGGUGGCUGGGGUCCUUGAAGCAAGACCACCUGGGCGAUUUGGAUUUCUGGAAUGUGACUGGUUCUGUCUGAUAUUCAGCCAUUGUCCUGAAGAAAAUCAUUUGCAGUUUGGUGACUGCUGACGCCAGGCAGUAGUUGAUGUUGGCUUAUUUAGUCAACAUAUAUUCCACUCCUAUCUCCGGGAGUUGUUUCUCCAGAUCUGCAUCCUUCAUUAUCAGCAGUAGUGGAUUACUCACCUCAAACAUCGAGGGACCCUUUGUGUCCUGCUAAUGUCUUGUGCAGUUGCUGAGUAAUAACAGAGUGGUGUUAUCAUUGAUGGUGGAAGAGGAUGCUUGUUUGCCUAUUUCACAAGCAGACUCUACCAUUCGGCUUGCGGGGGUAAAAAAAAGGGCAGGAUGAAAUUUGAUUUUGAUUAUGGUUCCCCCACGAUUAUGAUAAGAGAAUCGACGAAAAAGGAUUAUUCAGUUAUACAUCUCGCUUGUUGCUUGUGUUCUGUCCCUGGAGGAACACUGCGGGAAGUCCUGGGCCCCAUUCUUGAGACCAAAUCCGGAUUUCACUUAGUAUACAUGGAUCGCGGAAAAAAACAAAAACUUUUCUGGUGCUGUUGAUCCCACUCAAGUCUAUCAAUGACAUUGAAAAGAUAGACAGGGGUCUAUGCUUCACCAACGGUACCAUAUAUAAUAUUUGUGAGGUAAAAUGGAAAGUUUCUCCUCCUCCAUUCUGAAGGCAUGUUUUUAUUUUAUUUUUUAUUCUUUAUUUUUUUUACUUUUGCUGAGCUCUCAAGAGCAUAGACUCGAAAUUGUCAAGUGCGAGUUCCAUCUUUGUAGCUUGAUGGAUUCCUGACCUGAGCUGUUGGUGUACACAGGGAUGAACACUGUGGGGAUCACAUCUCUGAGGAUAGUUGGUACCUCAACGGGACGUGUAUGGUGUCAACUUGAAGUUGAUACCUCCCUUCCUCAGUGACAUGGCUCAGUCUUGCCUGCCAAGUCAACUAAGUCUGUCAUGGCUGUGGUUCUACAGUAUAAAAUGACAAUCCUUGUCAUUCUUUUGUGCAACUCAUUUAAUAAAUGAAGGAUUCAUGAAAACACUUUCUGCCUGGAGUGAUUUCCAGAUCACUGCAAGUGAUAUUGCAUUAAUAUAAACAUCAACUUAAGCUUCUUUUGUAAUAUUUCCAAAACAGAUUUCUAAAUUUGUCAUCUCAUGCUGACUCCCUGUUGUGUUCAGGGCUCUUGACCAGGGACCAGAGGGUCCCCAUCUUCGAUGAUAUUUUACAAUAUCUGAACUAUCUUCAGCUGGGUGAACCCAUCAUCGGUUUAAGUGUCGUGCAGCAAACAUCUGUUGGAAAUGCUGAAAGUGCUACAUGGCCCAUAUACACGUGUCUUAUGUGUAAACAAAAUGUAAACCUACCUGCAAUGGUUACCCACUUGAUAGGAAGAAAACACAGACAGAAAAAUCCAACUGGCCUGACAUGUUGAGUGGGGAUUUGGACUCCAGCAGUGGAACAAAGCUCAUCAGAUACAAGGCAGAGAUUGUAGAGCAACAGGAGGGAAGAGGUUGCCCAAUGCCCAUGAGGAAUGUAAAAUAUGUGUGGAAAUCUCAACCCUCAAAAGCUAAAAAACGACAGAACCUCAAAGGAAAUGCUUCAUUUCCAAAAUUUGAUUCUGCACCAACGCAACAUGUCGACUCCUUUCAACAAGGGAGGGACAUUCCCAACCAUUCAUUGGAUCAAGAUGUGCCCCAUGGAUUCAACGGAGAGAGACAUGAGUACCAAAGAGAGGAUAAACUGGGCUACAGUGUCCACCAGAGUGACUGGGUAGAUGAGGGCGAAGCAGACAGAGGGAGAGAGUUCUCAGACCCUGAUUUUCAAAGGCUGUAUGAUAAAGUAGCUCUGGAUUCUCCUUCUCCAGUUGUUCGUAAACCUGUGCUUCCCCGUUACAAUCUCAGAGAUGAGCCUCCUUGUGGACAGGCUUUGUAUGAAGAGCACUCUCCUGGUGCUGAUCCUGAUCGCCACAAAGAUUGGUUUUCUGAUAACCCCUGGCAUGAGCAAGAUUACAGCUCCUCUGACUUAGAAGCACCAACGCACUAUGCCGAAGCAGAAAAGCAGUGGUCGUCUGCUGACAUACGCACAACCAGAGAAGGACAAGAAUGGCGAGUACCAACUAAACCUGUGCCCAAAAGCAGCUUUUCCUCAAAUGUCAUGAGUAGCGAGCCACGUGGUCGUGUCCUGGUGAAGGAUUACUACCAUCAGAUGAGUGACUCUUCUCCCAAUGAGCGGUUUGAAAACCCAGCGCCCGCCAGAGCGCCAACAUUCCAGUCAUCCAUGGAUGUGAAGAGGACACUCUCCAGUAUCCCUGAGCCAUUCAUGCGCUUUCUGGAAGGAUCAGAAGACCACAAGGGUAGCCGAAAGAGAGGUAGCCGCUUCUCUGACGCCACAGCUGAGGAAGUAGCCACUGCCAGAGAAGUAUACAGAGGCGAGUAUUCCUCGAUGUUCGAUGGACCUUUGGCUGCAGAUCGGAGUCCAAACCAGACGGAAUUACGUCCAUUAUCUUCUUCAAUGUUGUCUGGACGGUUAAGGGCAUCAAACCAGGUGGAACAUCGAGAAUUUACCUCAGUGCUUUCUGGGUCCUUCAGAACAGAGACGAGUUCAAACCAGGCAGAAUUUUCACCAGUGUAUUCCUCAAACAUAGAUGGCCCUUUUAAAAGAGAGAGGGUCCCAAACCAGACAGAAUUCCGACCAGAAUAUUCGUCACUAUUAGACGGUCCAUCGAGGAGGGGGAGUAGCCUCGACCAGACAGAAUUCCGACCAGAAUAUUCUUCACUGUUAAACGGCCCAUCGAGGAGGGGGAGUAGCAUCGACCAGGCAGAAUUCCGACCACAGUAUUCUUCAGGAUCAGAAGGUCCUUCUAGGAAAGAGAGUGGCCUCAGAGAUUUUUCAUCAGAUUAUUCUUCGGUGUCAGAAGGCCCUUCAAGGAGAGGCAGUGGCUUCAACCAGACAGAAUCACAACCGGAAUAUUCUUCAAUGUUGGAUGGUCCUUUGUGGAGAGAGAGGGGUCCAGUUGAUGCUGAAUACCGACCACAUUCUUCUUCAGUGUUGGGUGGCCCUCCACCAUCGCAAAGGGGUUCAUUCAUGGCAGAGAGUCGUGCAAGGCAUCUCCCUGUGUAUGAAACAGAUUUGCAGGACCAUCCUCCGGGAAUUCGCCAAAAAGAAAUGUCUGGCCCUGAAGCUGUUCUUGAUAUGCUGGAUGACGUUGAAAUUGAAAAUGCAGAGGACGCCAAGUUCCUAAAGAACAAACUUCUGAACAUUUUAAACGAAUACAAGGCCAAGAAAAUGGAGAGAACCGAUCAAAACAAAAGAGGCAGGAAUGAAGAGUAUUGCAGUCCUGGUUCAAGACCUUCUCAGGAACGUCCAUAUGAGAGUCGCGUCAGAGACGACGGCGACAUGAGACGCUCAAAUGACCUUGAUUACAGAGAUGAUCAGUUAAGAGGCGGCUGGAGAGAUGACUACGGACCCGCCAAAGCGAGGCUGGAUUGUCGUCCCACAGAAAGCAAGCGCCCAAGCAGAAGGGCUUAUGAAGAAGUGUUUGGUCCUGCAGAGAUGUAUCCAGAUGAGCUGCAACACAUGCGGAAAAGGUUAUCGGAGAGCAUGGAGUCUCGCAACUAUCCACUUGCUCCCAAUGAGCACUUCCAUGGCAAUGCCGGCCCUCCUCGUGACUUGGAUCCAAGAGGCCCGAGAAGCAUGCAGUACUCGAGCAAUAUUGAUAAACUCAACUCCACGUUGAUGGCUCUCAUUAGGCGCAAAUGAUGAGAAGCGUUUGAUUCAAAACUGGCAUAACAGCGACAUCAUUUUGUUUUUACAGAUCUCUGUUGUUUAGACAACUGGCUGGUGUGAAGUAAAGCGCUUCACCGACAACCACAACAGCAGAGAAGCUGAAUCUUGUGCAGCGUUUUAUUUGAUGGAUGUGUGGACCUAGAGCAUAUUUUUUUGAUGUGGCAACUCAUGAUUCCUGUUUUCUGUUCCACCUUUUUCUCUUACCACAGGUAGGAGAGAUUCUUAUUAAUAAAAUCAUGAAAUGUCUUCAAGCAUGAUGUCUGUCUUAUUACAUCGACAUGUCCAUCACCUGUCUAUU